UGAUUGAAACGCCUCCCGGCUCGUUGUCAUUUGUGUAACAUCAGUCGAUGCUGAGGCUGAUGAACAGCGCUUCGCUCUCAAUAAGACGACCCUCACCGCAGACGCCACCAAUGCCACUCCGCAUGUGACUGUUGACAGUACACCUCACCUGCACCCUGACAGCACGUCCGCAGUCCGCAGUCCGUACCUGGCUGGCACUGCAAUCCGGACCGACCAGCUUCGCGGCAGCCAACAAACUUGUGAACCGAUCAGAACAUGUCCGCAGACGACACGGCAUCCUACGCGGUGACCGACACACCACUGCCGCCUCUCCCUGACCAGGAUCCAUUGAAUACGCAGCAAUGGAACACCUUCGUUGCCAUUGCCGAAGCCAUCGUACCGCCCUUGACCCGAAGUGAUGCUUCAAAGACAGACCGUCUGCUCGCGCACCCAUUGCCAAGCGACGUCUACCAUUCGGCCCUUAGCCGGAUUCAGCGACUCUGCAAGAUCCAGGAUGCAGAUGAUGCCACUGUCACCGCGUAUCUCGCGGAAGGUGCCACAUCCCGUCCAGAGUUCAAGGAGCUCAUCUCGCGAAUGCUUGCUUUCCAUAUGAGCGACACUGCCCGAAAUGGACUUUCGUUGAUCUUGAGUGCAUUGAGCACACGAGCCGGCUCACUCCUGCUCACUGGAUACGCAACUCCACUAGACGCUCUGUCCCUCAAAGAACGAGAGCAGGUCAUCCUUGGCUGGAAUCGUGCCCGCCUUCCUCUUCUUCGAGGGCUCGGUAGAUCGCUCACGCAGCUCGCACGAGCGCUGUGGCUCAGAACAUCUCCGACAGUAGGAACGCUCCUCGGCUACACGCGUGCUCCCAUAUUUGACCGGGCUGCGCCAGCUGGCUAUCCCUUCACAUUCGUGCAGAUACCGCAGUCCAGCUUGCCAGAGCCCGAGGUCAUCGAAACAGAUGUAGUGAUCGUAGGAAGCGGCUGCGGCGGUGCAGUCGCAGCCAAGUAUCUCGCCGAGGCCGGACUCAAGGUCGUCGUCGUCGACCAGUCGUAUUACUGGUCGCCCGAGCAUUUCCCAAUGGCUGAGAGCCAAGCUGGUGCCCACUUGUUCGGAAACGGGGGCAUCGUAACAUCGACCGAUGGCAGUAUCAGUGUGGUGGCCGGGGCUACUUGGGGAGGUGGAGGCGUGAUCAACUGGAGUGCCUCCCUCCAACCACAGGGCUAUGUCAGGAGAGAAUGGGCACAGAAGUUCGGACUUCCUCAUUUCAAUGGCUCUGCAUUCCAAGCAGAUCUGGAUGCUGUGUGUGCGCGCAUGGGUGUAAGCGCCAAUCACAUCAAUCACAACAAAGGCAAUACUGUACUCCUCGAAGGCGCGAGAAAGCUGGGUUGGAGCGCAAAAGCAGUUCCUCAAAAUACUGGAGGCGAGGUUCAUGAUGAUGGCUUCUGCACCCGAGGUUGUCGGAGUUGCGGUAAGAAAGGUACUACCGUUACCUUCUUACCAGAUGCUGCCGAGGCGGGUGCCCGAUUUAUUGAGGGCUUGGAGGUUAAGGUCAUUACGUUCGACGAAGCAGAUGCGACGAAGACGACAGGUGUCAAGGGAACGUGGGUUUCGCGCGACCAAGCCGGCGGCGUUGCAGGCAACCAUCGAGCUACACGCGAAGUCGUCAUCAAAGCAAAGCGAACAAUUGUGUCUGGUGGCUCGCUGUACACACCCAUUCUGCUCCUGAAGUCAGGCCUCAAGAACAAGCACAUCGGACGCCACCUCCAUCUUCAUCCAGUCAACAUGGUCGCCGCAGUCUGGGACGAAGACGUUCGGCCAUGGGAAGGUCCGAUUCUAACGUCUGUCGUGAACGAAUUCGAGAAUCUGGACGGAGAUGGAUACGGAGCCAAGCUCGAGUGCACAACCAUGCUUCCAUCUUCUUUCCUACCUCUUUACGAAUGGAAAGGAGGCCUGGCCUUCAAAGAAUUCACCUUGAAAAUGCGCCGCAUGACAGGCUACAUCAGUCUAGCCCGCGAUCGCUACGGAGGCAGAGUCUACCUAAAUCCAAAAGAUGGACGGCUCACCAUCGACUAUUCACCGAGCACAUACGACAAGAACCACAUCCUCGAAGGUAUCGUACGCCUUGCAGAACUGCUGUACGUCGAGGGAGCCCGAGAAAUCUACACGGCCAUCCCCGGCGUCGAUGCCUUCAUCCGACCCUCCGCAGACACCGAUGCCAAAGUUUCCCUUUCACCGAAUUCCUCCCCAUCAAUCACCGACCCAGAUUUCGUAGAAUGGACCAAAAAAGUCCGAGCGAAUGGUAUGCCAAGCCCUCAAACACCAUACUUCUCAGCCCAUCAAAUGGGUACAUGCCGAAUGGGAACCUCACCUACGAACAGCGUGGUCGACGAUCGCGGACGCGUGUGGGGAACUCAGAAUUUGUACAUUGCUGAUACCUCCGUCUUCCCAUCCGCCUCUGGUGUCAAUCCCAUGAUCACUUGCAUGGGAAUUUCGAGAGGCAUUGCUCGGGGGAUUGUGAAUGAGGAGCGAUCGCAGCCUGAGUCUCGUGUUGCGAUGGAUGCCAAGGCGAGACUGUGACUAGCCGAUCUCCGGGCCAUCAAUACAGCGGUCGCGAGGAUGUAUUAAGAAAUGGUAGGAUGUUGAGGAGUUGUGUGUGUGUUCGGUGCUCAGCGGAAAAAGGACACCAUGGUGUCGAGCAUGAGAAGAUCAGGGACAUAUUGUAAAAGGAUGUGAAAAGUAUUCAUAUAUUGGCUCUUUGAGGAGUCACUUUGUAAUAAUGUAUUCUUCUUGCAAAUAAGGUAAUCUGGCAUUUC
Pseudocercospora fijiensis CIRAD86 is the source of this 2795-nucleotide messenger RNA. RefSeq lists its product as uncharacterized. NCBI's taxonomy places the organism in Eukaryota, Fungi, Ascomycota, Dothideomycetes, Mycosphaerellales, Mycosphaerellaceae. Gene Ontology annotation, molecular function: long-chain-alcohol oxidase activity; FAD binding. The record is from RefSeq and is a predicted model, not a curated record. The transcript has 2 exons. The coding region runs from base 256 to 2559 and encodes 767 amino acids.